AGCUUAUCGGCUAGUUUUAACUAGCCUCAGCAGCGGGAGCCCGUGUAACGUUCCCUAGUCCGUCCGAGCUGCGCUUUAGCCCGGUGAGCCAAACCAUGUUCAGAGCCGCCCUUCGACUCUCAGUCCCCGGUGCUCGGAGUUUAACAAGGUCACGGCCACAGUAUACAGCUUCACUAGCUGCUCGUUCUUAUUCCCAUGGCAAACAGGAGACAGACGAAGAGUUUGAUGCCCGCUGGGUCACAUACUUUAACAAACCAGACAUUGAUGCUUGGGAGCUGAGGAAAGGGAUGAACACCUUGAUCGGUUACGAUUUGGUACCUGAGCCUAAGAUCCUGGAUGCAGCCCUAAAAGCCUGUCGGAGGUUAAACGAUUUGGCCAGUGCCAUCCGCAUCCUUGAAGCAGUCAAGGACAAAGCUGGCCCACACAAAGAGAUCUACCCCUACGUUAUCCAACAGCUUCGACCUACCCUUGAUGAGCUUGGAAUCGCGACACCUGAGGAACUUGGCAUUGACAAAGCAUAGAUGUCUGCUGUUGUGAGUCUUCCAAUGGACUGCCGCUCCUGUCUGGACUGAGUAGACCACUGUACUUAUAGUCUUUGCCCUGUGUCAUGAUGUUUGUGUUAUAUUUAAUUGGCCUUUAUUAUGUUCUUUUGCUUGUAAAAUAUCGAUGGACCUAAUAAAGGGAGGUAUAUCUUUA
Molecule: messenger RNA, 696 nt
Organism: Myxocyprinus asiaticus (Chinese sucker)
Lineage: Eukaryota; Metazoa; Chordata; Actinopteri; Cypriniformes; Catostomidae
Product: cytochrome c oxidase subunit 5A, mitochondrial-like
Exons: 5
Coding region: 96-521 (141 amino acids)
Biological process (GO): mitochondrial electron transport, cytochrome c to oxygen
Cellular component (GO): mitochondrial inner membrane
Source: RefSeq, a predicted model, not a curated record